UGAUCACCUCGUUAGAGUAAUAGUGUUCUGUCUGUGGUUUACCUACACACCGUAGUGCUAACUGUGCUAUAGUUUAUAUUCAUAUUGUAGGUUGUAGGUACAGCUACAAUAUAAUCAUCAUGAGUUAAUUAUUUUCUUUACAAAAAAAAUUGUAGAGUAUUAAGAGAAUAUUUAUAUAUAAUAUUGUCACAAUUAAUUACAAAGGGCUUGACGCGUUUGUAAAAUACUAGGUUCUUACUCAAGAACUAAAUAAAAAUUAAAUUAACUUAGAAAAGAUUGUAAUGUGGUCGAAUAUCCAGAAAUUAAUUCUGAAUUCAGUACGUAAGCGUCGAUACUUUUCAUCAAAAGUGAGGGUACGAUUUGCCCCAAGCCCAACGGGGUAUUUGCAUUUAGGUGGCUUAAGAACAGCUUUGUAUAAUUAUUUAUUCGCAAAAUCACAGCAUGGUAUGUUUGUGUUGCGUAUCGAAGACACUGAUCAGAGCAGAAAAGUGGAGGGUGCUGUUGACGCUUUAAUUAAUGAUUUGUCAUGGUCUGGUAUAGAAUAUGAUGAGGGGCCAAUUAAAUCAGGAAACCAUGGGCCUUAUGUACAGAGCGAACGAUUACAUAUUUACCAAGAAUAUAUUACAAAGCUAUUAGACAAUGGAUCAGCAUAUAAAUGUUUCUGUACAGAGCGGAGACUGAAUAUUUUAAAGAGAGAUUCAAUGAAAAGGCAGCAAGUCCCUAAAUAUGACAAUAGGUGCCGAACACUAACAGAUGAUGCAGUUAAGGAAAAAAUUAUUUCUGGUACACCUUACUGUAUUAGAUUCAAGCUAACAUCCGAUUGUCAAUCAUUUGAGGACCUUAUUUUUGGCGGUAUAGCGUACGAUGUUUCAUUGAAUGAGGGUGAUCCAGUGCUGAUGAAGAGCGAUGGGUUCCCGACGUAUCACUUCGCCAACGUAGUGGACGACCACCUGAUGCGGAUCACGCACGUGUUGCGAGGUGUUGAAUGGCAAAUAUCGACAACGAAACAUUUGUUACUUUACAGGGCUUUUGGCUGGAGUCCACCUCAGUUCGGUCACCUUCCCCUUAUUGUUAAUGCUGACGGAACUAAAUUAAGUAAACGGCAAAAUGAUGUAAGAGUGGAGGAUUACAGAAACAAAGGAAUAUUUCCGCUUGGUCUUGUAAAUUACAUCACAUCAUCUGGUGGAGGCUUCGAUCAUGUAAUGGGAGAAGGAGUUCGACUCAAAACUAUCGAAGAGUUAGCUGAAGAAUUUCAGAUACAAAAGGUUUCGCCACAUCCGACACGCUUAAACCCAGAUCUGUUAGAAGAAUGCAAUCGAUUAGAGAUAAAACGUCAACUGUCUGACGAUAACCUCUCUUUGCAUCUAGUUGGAAAACUCCAACGAAUUAUUACAGAGAAGUAUGCAGAUAAAAAUCUGAAUAUUUCAGACGAACACGUGAGAAAUGUGCUCCUGUGGGCGACCUCAAGGAUAUCAAGAAUAGAAGAUUUGGUUUCGAGCAAAUUUGGAUUUCUUUGGAUUCUUCCGUCCAAUAUAGAUGCUGAAGUUAAUAGCAGUUUAUUAAAGAAGUUGAUCGAUGAUAUAGAAUGUUUGGAACCCUUUGAAGAGAAGUCGAUUAUGGAACGGUUAAGGGAAUUUUCUUCGAAGAACGACAUAAAGUUUCCUCGACUGAUGAAAAUGUUGAGGGCUGUACUGAGCGGGUUGGACGAGGGUCCACGCGUGGCAGAAAUGAUGCACUUGUUGGGUAAAAGUCAAUCGUUACAAAGAAUACAGGCUGCUCUGAAAUGAUGUCGUUGUUUUAUUGAA
Molecule: messenger RNA, 1805 nt
Organism: Leptidea sinapis
Lineage: Eukaryota; Metazoa; Arthropoda; Insecta; Lepidoptera; Pieridae
Gene: GluRS-m
Product: probable glutamate--tRNA ligase, mitochondrial
Exons: 6
Coding region: 282-1787 (501 amino acids)
Biological process (GO): glutamyl-tRNA aminoacylation
Molecular function (GO): tRNA binding; ATP binding; zinc ion binding
Source: RefSeq, a predicted model, not a curated record